This is a messenger RNA of Acanthoscelides obtectus, 287 nucleotides long. NCBI's taxonomy places the organism in Eukaryota, Metazoa, Arthropoda, Insecta, Coleoptera, Chrysomelidae. The record is from the annotation of a GenBank genome assembly.
AUGUAAGCUUAUGAAAUAUCUCAAACACAUUUUUGCACAAAAUCUUUCCAGAAGAUUCACAAGUCUGGUUAGUGUCACUCAGAACGACGGCCCGUAAGCCUGUUUAUGUUACACAUUCCAUUCCUUCUCUGGGUACUUAUUCCCAGGGUAAACGUUCUUAAAAACGCAGGCGUGGCUCGCUUCUCAGUUCAAAUAAUGCGUGGAAGACAUCGCUUCUCAGACCAAGUAGUGCGCAUUGUGGACCUAAUUACAGUGUUGAUGUGCUAUUGGGUGUAGUCUUUUUACUU